CUGGCAACACAGGCAGCAGUCCUCCCCAGCAAACCGCUUUCAUUCAGUGUGGCUGCUGCGCAGAGAACAACAACUACCUCCCCCAGUCCUGCGAUGCUGCAGCUUUGGAACAAAGGAAGCACUUUGAAGCAAGGUUUUGUCUCCCAUAGAAGCAGAAAUAAAAGACUAGUAGACACUUCUGAGCUCAAAUGAUGGCAAAGACAAGUCACAGAGGAUUUGAACAGACUUAGAAAGGGGAUGUCUUGCUGUCUUCAGCUGGUCUAGUUCCAUCGCUGGUGUAUCUGAGCAGAUCAGAGACCCUGUGCUCUGCUUUGUGAGAGGCUUCAAAGGAUUGGCCAGCUCUGUAGGAGGGAGAAAUGAGGAAGAAGACAUGCACAUGAUUAGACAGGUCCGGUCUGCCUCGCUCCUACUGGCAGGGCAGUCUUUGGUCCAGCAGCUCCACGGCAUCCUCUGACGGAUUUGUUGGCACGGCGAACAGCAGCUGGAAGCGGAGCCAUGACCUCAUCCAACAAUGAAGAAACAGGCAGGGAUCUGUGUGAGUAUCUGGACAUCUGUGAGCUGCAGGACCGGUUUUUGGACACGGGGAACCCCUUUAAAUCCAAAAGUUUGCCCAUCCUGAGCGGACCGUGCCAGGAGGGCGGGAAAGCCCCGUUGGUCAAUAGCAGCCACACCUGCAUGGCUGCAGAGGAGAGCAAGGGGCUGAAGACCCCAGAGUCCAGCCAGGCUGAGUCUCCCUCGUCCAGGACGGACUUCUCCCCCUCUGUCUCCAGCAUGGUGGGGCUCAGCAGCUCUCUGCCGGGGGAGGGCCACCGACCCGGAGCCUCCAGAGGCAGAAAACUCGGCUUUUCCUUAUCGCAUUUUAUCCGCAUCCCUGCGAGAAAAUGCGUGCAGGUCAUCCUGAGCGACUCGCGCUGCUUCUUGUUCUGCAUGUGCUACCUGACGUUCAUCCAGUCGCUGAUGGUUUCAGGCUACUUAAGCAGCGUCAUCACCACCAUUGAGAAGCGCUACAGCCUCCGCAGCUCCGAGUCGGGCCUUCUGGUCAGCUGCUUCGACAUCGGCAGCCUCCUGGUGGUCGUCUUCAUCUCCUUCUUUGGCGGCAGAGGUCAGAGGCCGCGCUGGCUGGCGGUGGGUGGCGUCGUGAUCGCCGUGGGAGCAGCCUUGUUUUCUCUGCCGCACUUCAUCUCGCCACCCUAUCAAAUUCAGGAGAUGAAUUCCUCAGCCGGCCACGAAGGCCUCUGCCAGAACAGCAACAACAGCGGCCGAGAUCUAGUCAACGUCGAGUCCUGCCCCCGAGACCAGGAGGGCAACGAGCACAACGUUUAUGUGGCGCUCUUCAUCUGCGCUCAGAUACUCGUAGGGAUGGGAUCCACGCCAAUCUACACCUUGGGACCCACCUAUCUAGAUGACAACGUGAAGAAAGAAAACGCUUCUCUGUAUCUGGCCAUAAUGUAUGUGAUGGGAGCCUUAGGGCCUGCAGUUGGGUACCUGUUAGGAGGCGUCCUCAUCGGCUUCUACGUCGACCCCAAAACUAUGGUGAACAUCGAACAAAACGACCCGCGCUUUGUUGGCAACUGGUGGAGUGGAUUCCUUCUGUGUUCCGUCGCCAUGCUUCUGGUCAUCGUCCCCAUGUUCGCUUUUCCCAAAAAGCUGCCUCCACGCCACAAAAAGAGGAAGAAGAAAAAAAUUGGCUCGCCAGGCGAUGUGUCCAGCGAUGAUGAAGUGAUGAAGGAAAAAUCUGGUAGCAAUGGCAAAAACGUGACGUCCUCCAUGGGCUUUGGGAAGGAUAUCAAAGACCUUCCUAAGGCUGCUCUGAGGAUCCUCAGCAACAUGACCUUCCUGUUCGUCAGCCUGUCCUACACAGCUGAGUGUGCCAUCGUCACAGCUUUCAUCACCUUCAUUCCCAAGUUUAUUGAAUCACAGUUUGGCAUCCCUGCAUCCAAGGCCAGCAUAUACACAGGUUUGAUCAUUGUGCCCAGUGCUGGUGUGGGGAUCGUGUUGGGGGGUUACAUCAUCAAGAAGCUGAAACUCGGUGCCCGGGAGUCCGCUAAGCUCGCCAUGAUCUGCAGCGGCGUGUCCCUCCUCUGCUUUUCCACGCUCUUCAUCGUCGGCUGCGAGAGCAUCAAUCUAGGAGGCAUCAACAUACCCUACACAACCGGUCCAACCCUCACCCUGACCCACAGAAACCUGACUGGCAGUUGCAACGUGAACUGCGGCUGCAAGAUCCACGAGUACGCCCCGGUCUGCGGCUCUGAUGGCAUCACAUACUUCAAUCCCUGCCUGGCUGGGUGCAGCACUGUGGCCAACGACAGCACAGGGAUCCGGAACUACACGGACUGCGGCUGCGUGCAGAGCAGACAGGUCAUCACCCCGUCCUCUGGCAGCCAGGUCAACCAGCUCCAACUUGUCAUCGUCAAAACCUACCUGAACGAAAAUGGUUACGCCGUGUCAGGAAAGUGCGACCGCACCUGCAACACCCUCAUCCCUUUCCUCAUCUUCCUCUUCAUCGUCACGCUCAUUACCGCGUGUGCCCAGCCCUCUGCCAUCAUUGUCACGCUCAGGUCUGUGGAUGAGCAGGAGAGGCCUUUUGCUCUGGGGAUGCAGUUUGUUUUGCUCCGAACUCUUGCCUACAUCCCCACCCCAAUCUACUUUGGUGCUGUGAUCGACACCACCUGCAUGCUCUGGCAGCAGGACUGCGGCGUGCACGGCUCCUGCUGGGAGUACGACGUUACCUCGUUUCGCUUCGUCUACUUUGGCCUGGCCGCCAGCCUGAAAUUUGUUGGUUUUAUCUUCAUCUUCCUCACCUGGUAUUCUAUCAAGCACAAGGAGACACGGGCAGAGCGCUGGCGCCAGCACCUGCCUCCACUGGGCACAGUCAGCGAGCUCAUCUGCCAUGCCGGCGGCCACAAAAGCCAUGCUCGUACCCGCUCCUGUCCCGUCUUCAUCCCGCCCCGGCCCGAGCCCCCUGCCAGCCUGCUGCUGAACCGCGGGCGCAGCAGCCUCAGCUGCCCGGGCAACGUCCUGAAAGCAAUAUCUCCUCCUCUGCUGUUGCCACAUCACCACAGAGGCUCCGCCCACGUCUGAUCCAUUGUGCCUUCCCGUUUGUGUCUGCUUCACACGGAUCCAGCAGCAGAGUGACAGGCGGAGACUUGAGCGCCUGUCAGAGCUGAGGGGUGGGGGUGCUCAUGUUCAGGCUGACAGACGGACAGAUUCAGAGUUUGUCAGAGCACAUCAUCAGCUGCAACCCCUCCCACGUACGAGUGAUGUGACUACAUCACACGGUGCUACUGUUACAGGCGGGGCAUUAUGAUCUUUGCACAGACAGAUCAAAGCACAACAGAUAAACUAUGCAAACUUCGUCUGCUCCCGUACUGUGCAUCCUCUCCUCUGUGCAGUUCUGACAGACACAUUAUCUACUUUUCCCUCUUAGAGCAGCCUUUUUUGUUUUGUAUUUGAGCUAUCUUAAAUGUGCUCUGCAUUCUCAGAUAUGAGGAAAGUCGAUUUUCUCUUUUUCCUUCAACCUCAUUUUCUCCCCCUCCUUUUUAACGGUGCCUCUUUCAGGCUGUUUCUGCCAGUCAACAGUACAAAGCAGUUGUCAGGGUUAAGGCUUCUGAAAAGCCAGUCGCCACGACAACAGUCUGCUUUCCUGCUUCACUCAGCUUUUUUGGAUUGCAAAAAGCUCUGAUUUUUCUUGCCUGCAGAAGGUAGCCAUGUAGCCUAAAGCAGAAAAGCACCAGUGGUACAUUGUAAAAGUCGGAGUUCAUAUGAAGUAAUUUCUUUUUUUGUUUUUUUGAAUGAUCAAACAGCAGAAAAGAGCAAGCCCUCUGAGUUCGUGCUGAUGCUACUGUAAGUCCUAAACAUGUGAAGGUUUGAAAAUGUGGCACAAUUGUAGUUUUCUUUCCUCACUUCUCAAAAACGAACAAUUAUUUUGCAUCAUAGCAGCUUCUCCAUUCGGUCAUCAGCUGUAUAUAGUAGUUAUUUGGCUGUCUAGACUUUUAAAGAUGAAGUGCAACAAGCAUGACCCUAUUUAUCACUGAGAGGCUCUGUUCAGUUUUGGCGUCCUCUAGUGGACACAGAAAUGGUUGCUUGGUCAGUGAAUGUUGGAGUUUGUCUACUGGAAGCAUUGCUGCAGGAAAAAAAAGCACUCCAGUUUCCCAAAGAUUGUACAAAAUGUCCUUUUGUUUGUUUUGUUAUUUUUACAUUUUAAUGUUGCGUCUGCUUUAACACUGGAACCAUUCACACAUCUGAUCUUCCUUCAAACAGGAAGUGUUGCGUCUGUUUAGACGAGGCAGUAGACAGGCCUUUUUGUGUUCAGACAUUAAAAAAAAAGAGUCAAGAAAACCUGACAAGUUUUAAAGAUCAGAGCUUACAGGGCAUGUUUUUCUUCUGGAUUGGAAAAGGGGAAGCUUUAAUAGAAGUGCAACAUUAGCAAAGAAAUACUAACGAGCUGAGAUCAUUAUGUUAUUGUGAUUUAGUACUUUAACAUUUCUUAAUGAAGGAUCAUUCUGUACAUAAUGAAAUAUAAAUGAAGCAUAUUAUCGAGCUUAAACCUAGAACAGUAUUUAUGAACUAACCCAUACCAUUGUAGAUAGAGUGAAAUCACACGGACAGUGGUGUCUACUGGGUUAAGAUCUUUUUUUAAGUAGUUGGGAAACUGGGGUAUCUUUAUAUUUUCGGUCUUAAAGACACAAAUCUUGAUUGUCUGAUUAUCCUCAAAUGAGUUUAUUUAACGAUUCUAGAAGAAAAAAACUCCCGAAGCCCAAAUAAGCUUUUUGUUGGAUUUUCCCUCUAUAGUUGCUCCAGAGGCUGUGUAUGUGGGUGUAAUCUGUACAGAGGAAGACAAGAGAGACACCUAGAGACCCCACAGGGGUCGGACAUACAAGUUCUUCAACGGACUCGGUAUUUCUGGCAGAGGAUGUUUGCUGAAACAUCCUCCUCCUCACUUCAGCGUUUGAACCAGAGUUGUAUUAACGGUCUCCUUGUGCUCCUGAGGAGCCAAACUCAACUGAUGUUUAUGAACACCUGGUUUACAAAUGCCUUGAAUACUUGAUAUUUGUCAUUAAAAAGAAGUGAUCAAAAAUGA
Molecule: messenger RNA, 5080 nt
Organism: Oryzias latipes (Japanese medaka)
Lineage: Eukaryota; Metazoa; Chordata; Actinopteri; Beloniformes; Adrianichthyidae
Gene: slco5a1
Product: solute carrier organic anion transporter family member 5A1
Biological process (GO): sodium-independent organic anion transport; transmembrane transport
Cellular component (GO): basolateral plasma membrane
Molecular function (GO): protein binding
Source: RefSeq, a predicted model, not a curated record